Messenger RNA from Gekko japonicus, 2961 nucleotides. It is a transcript of the gene DCDC5, whose product is annotated as doublecortin domain containing 5. NCBI's taxonomy places the organism in Eukaryota, Metazoa, Chordata, Lepidosauria, Squamata, Gekkonidae. The coding region runs from base 1 to 2961 and encodes 986 amino acids. Gene Ontology annotation, molecular function: microtubule binding. The record is from RefSeq and is a predicted model, not a curated record. The transcript is spliced from 21 exons. Gene Ontology annotation, biological process: intracellular signal transduction; regulation of mitotic cytokinesis.
AUGUCGAAGACAUUCUUCCCACACGAGCUGAGAAGGGUCGCCUUCUUCUUCUCCUCCGUCGAGAUGUCAUUUGCCUCAAGAUGGAACUCAAACCUUGACAGACAGAAUUUGAUGGCUUCAUCUGUUGCUUUACUAAAUUACCAAGCAUCUGAAAAUAUCUCUCUUGGGCAAGGGCAGAUCUGUAGAGCUUUUGACUGGCCCAUUGAAGGGAUGCUUAUUCCAAACAGCCCUCCUUUAAAGAAACCUGCAGGGAGGAAGUCAGACAGCUACAUGCCUGUGAGGCUGAGAGUGCUGAGAAAUGGAGAACAUGACAAAAGCAAGGCUGUUACUAUUCUUGGACCUGAUUGUACAACUAUGGUGAAAAAACGGUGCACCAUGAUGCUAAAAUUGCCCUUUGCUGCUAGAAGGCUAUUUACUGGCAAAGGAUUAGAAAUCUUUUCCUUGAAAGACUUGGAGAGAGAUCAGCUGGUUUACAUUUCAUGUGGAGAACAGUGGAUUGAUCCACAUUUGAUCAUGGCCCAGAACAAGAAACUCCUCCAGUUGAGUAAUUUAAUGUCUGAUGUGACGGCUGUUCGUGCGUACUGUGUCAUGCGUAACCCAAAAAACCUUGCUUUAGAGGUAAAGAAUCAUAUUGUUGGAACCAAACUUUCCAUUGAAAGAACUAUAGUGGGUUUUGAAGAGGAAAGGGUUUUUGAGGAGUUGGAGGGAAUACAAGCUGAAGGAAACACUAAAAAUGUUGAAGACAAAACAGAUGAAUGUUUGAGUUCACACGCAAGGUCCCAUCUUAAAGUUGAUAAAUAUUGUACAACUCCUAAAUAUAAUUGGCAGCAAAAUUCUAAUGCUUAUGAGGAGGACAGCAGCUUCCAGAAGGAGAAAGGUGAAGAGUUCUUCGAAAGUGUGGAAUUAGAUCAAAAAUACAGGCAUCAACAUAAGCUGACUAAAGAAUUGCAGAAAGCCCAUCAUCAACAGUUUGAGUUUAGAAAUGGGAAAAUUAUCAGCUGUAGCUUUCCAAAUCUUGUUUUGAGCGUGAAGAAUUCGGACCUCCAUUCUGGUACUGAUGUGGUUUUGUUGGAAAAGAAAUGUGAAGACAUCACCCAAUACUGGAUAUGGAGAGAGGAUAGCAGGACAUUUCAUCUAAUGACUGACCCCAAUCUAGUGUUAGCAGUAUCAAUGCCUAAUAUUCUGAAUGGCUGUCCAAAGUUUCCAUUGAAAAUGCAAGGAUGUGCUGUUAUCAUUCAGAAAUACAAAGAAUGUAUAAAUGGUGCUGCCAAUCAAAAGUGGAAUUGCGUGGAAACAACAAAGGUUUUUAAUGCCUUUUAUAGCACAAUAUUGGACCAAGAAAUCACAGCAGCAAAUUAUGCUUCUAUUUGUACAUUCUGUGUGACCAGCACAGAGAAAAUAGAUCAACCUGGCUACUAUUUUCUUUCACCGGAUAGGAAGAAAAAAGUAAUGAUAUGCUUGGCUUGUGCAAGGGCCAAAAGAGGAAAGAAAGAUCUGAGAAAAUUGUCACCUGGUACAAUGUUCUUCUGUGCAUCUGGCUCUGAGGAAGCAGAUAGUUUUUCCAUGCGGCCCUUUAAGUGUCUUAAUGUUAAGAAGGUGAGAUUUAAAGGGGGCUUGAUCACUGGGGAGUCUCUGAUGUUGUUGCUUGUACAUUUACUCAUGGUGUUGACUAAUUUGUCCACAUGUGAAGCCGAAGCCACCUUGCAUUAUUUAGAAGAACUUCUGGCAUCUUUGAGAACAGAAACCUCAUCACGAACUCUCUCUGAAAAGGUGUCUCUAGCUGUGAACCAGAAAGCAGUGAAAAUAAUUGCAUACAGAAAUGGAGCUGGUUACCGAAAUGGGCAGUUAAUCAUUGCUAGUACAUUCCCUAUGCUGCUAUAUUUAUGUACAAAACAACUGGAACUCAACAGGACAGCUUGUAGGCUCUACACCAGUGAGGGAACAUUAAUCCUCACACUGCAAGAUUUAGUCUUGUGGGCUGUAAAUGAUUUUUUCAGGAAGCAGGAAUCCAAAAAAGGAGAAGAAGAUGCCAUUUCUGUUCCUGGUCCUGAAGGAAAUGUAUCUGCAUUGCUUGUAAAAGAUAAGCCAGCAGAGGAAGUGAACAUCAAGUGCACAUCAUCAGUGAGGACCCCAGAUAGUUUGAUCGAUGAUAAUUUGCUCACCAUCAUUCUUAGAAAUCCUAUUGAGGUCUGGGUUUCCAGUGGAGAACCUUUUCUGCCUAUGGAUACUCUGCAAAAUGCAGAAAGGCAAGAACAACAAAACUGGUUGGAAAAAGAUAGAAUUCUGGCAGACUUAGACACGAUGAAACACAAAAUGAGACAACUACAAGGGCGGCGCAUAACAAAAUUUCAGCCAGCCAAUAUGGUGCCCACUAAGAGUCCCCUACAGCCUGUGGUAAUAGAAGGAGGCUGGACUGAAGAAACCCAGGAAGAGAUGAAGCUCAUGGAAAAUAUCCUACAUACAGAGAUGCACCUUUCAGAGAUUCAAGCAUUCCAGUCCAAAAGAAGUUAUCCUUUUUCUCCUAAACUACUUGCAAAAAGUCACAGAAGUCUCUACAAUCAGCCUACAACCAAAAGGGUGUGGGCUUACAUGAAUGGAUAUAAACCUGAGCAAGGAGUUCAUGCCUGGGGAAAAACAAUGGCAGAGCUACUUGAUAGCUGUACAACUCAGCUAAAAAUGCCACAGCCUGCAAAGGCACUGUACACACCCAGUGGUGACCAACUGCAUUCAUGGGAUGAAAUAGAAAGAGACAUGGUGCUUUGUGUUUCCACGGGACAGCCCUUUAUGAGCAGAAAAGCCAUGAAGCAUGAUGUGGAAGUUAGAGCUCUGUAUGCCAGAAUGCAGAAGCAGCAAGGUCCAGAAGCAACUGACAUUACUGUCUCACCAUCGCAAAAAAUUAUAGGACAGGUUGUAUCUUUAAGAGUUAUAGGGUGGUACUGCAUGCUACACGAUUGGCCAUAA